Amborella trichopoda is the source of this 1228-nucleotide messenger RNA. RefSeq lists its product as uncharacterized. NCBI's taxonomy places the organism in Eukaryota, Viridiplantae, Streptophyta, Magnoliopsida, Amborellales, Amborellaceae. The record is from RefSeq and is a predicted model, not a curated record.
UAGAAAUGACACACAGUUUCUCUCUCCUCAGACCUUAUUCCCUUACAAAUUGCAGCCCAAUUUCAUAUAAUCUCUCUUCAUUUCACCCACCAUUCAGAAUUCAUAAUCCCCAAUAUCAAAACCCAAACCCUAGAAUCUCAAGAAAACUAACCAUUAGGUCCCAUCUUCCCCUCAAAAACCUCUGUAAAAGAUCCAAUUUCCACCACCCUUUGCCAUUUAGGAAAGUGGGUUCUUCCCAUUUGUGCAGAGACUCCAUUGAAAACCAGGAAACAGAGGAUCCAAUAUCAGAAUUUGGCUCUCCUUUAGAGAGUGAAAGGGGGAUUUCUGAAAACAAUGGCGGAACUAAGGCUGAUUGGACAACUUCAGUUCUGUUGUUUGGCCUCUGGGGAGUUCUCAUGUACUAUGUGUUCCUGCUCUCUCCCAACCAGACACCGUCCAGGGACGACUAUUUUUUGCAAAAGCUGCUCAAUCUGAAAGGGGAUGAUGGCUUUGUGAUGAAUCAAGUGUUGGUUUGCCUUUGGUACAUCAUGGGAUUGUGGCCCUUGAUAUAUGCCAUGUUACUUAUUCCAAGUGGUAGAAGCACAGAAAGCAAAAUUCCUGUUUGGCCAUUCGUUUUAUUAUCAUGUUUUGGUGGAGCAUAUGCCCUUCUGCCAUAUUUCGUUCUUUGGCGGCCACCACCACCAACUAUUGAAGAAGCUGAGCUUGGGCAAUGGCCGCUGAACUUUCUUGACUCCAAAAUAACCUCUGUGGCAUUAGCACUUGGUGGUUUGGGACUAAUCAUAUAUGCGGGUCUUGCAAGUGGCGAUACAUGGAAAGAAUUCUAUCAAUACUUCAGAGAAAGCAAACUUGUCCAUAUCACAUCCCUCGAUUUCUCUUUACUCUCUGCCUUUGCUCCUUUUUGGGUCUACAAUGAUAUGACUGUAAGAAAGUGGUAUGAUAAAGGUUCUUGGUUAUUGCCAUUAACGCUUAUUCCAUUUCUUGGGCCUGUAUUAUACCUCGUCUUCCGGCCAUCACUCUCUGAGAUUACACCUGUGCGCUCGGCUGCAAUCAAGGAAGAGUAAAGCCGCAUAUGUGGCUUUUCUUUUGUUUUGAUAUCGAUCAUUGUCGAGUUUUCAUUUGUAACAUGUAAAUUUAUCUUGUCCCCCAUGAAGGAGAACUUUUUAUUGGAGUUGAAAUUUUGUUGAUUAUCGGUCACCAGAAAUUAAUAAAAGGAAGGGUUGAUGAUGCA